AUGGUUGACCAAACUGCAGAGCUUCACCUAAAAAUAGGCGGCACAGAAGGAUGCGAAGAAGAAAAGGAUGAUUUUACAUUAGAAAUUGAGAAGCUUCAGGCCACUCUUCAAGAAAUGCUCGAUUGCACGAGCAGCCCGAGCACCUCUCUCGAUUCUACUGAUAAAUCGCCAGCUGGCCUUUCCGCCCGUCGUCUCAUUCGGAUUGCCAGUGAACAUCAUCAUAUAUCAACCACUUCUUCAUGUCAUUCGGAUUCUGGAAACUCUUCUUCUCGCGAUUUUGUGACUCCUUUUACAGUUCAUGGUGGUGCUUCAAUCGGAAGAUUAAUUUUAAUAGAUAUUGUACGUCGAGACGAUUUGAUAGGAAUUGUCAGUCCGAAUGAUAUACUUUUGACUAUAGAAAAUAUAAAAGUGUCUGGAAUGGUCAGAUCAGAAGUAAAUAGGAUAUUGGAAGAUAUGAUGAGAGAACAUGAUCAAAUUGCAAUAGAGAUUCUACCAGCUGGAUCAAUUAGUGAUGACAUAUGCGAACUUCUUGCUGACCGAAAGUCUUCCGGAGAACUUCAGACAAUAAUUCGAGAAAAUCUGUAUCAGAAAACAGUGCCUUAUACGACUCGCCCUCCACGAGAAGGAGAAAUUGAUGGAGAACACUAUCGGUUUGUGUCUGUCGACGAUUUCAAUAAAUUACUUGAUAACGGAGAUCUACUCGAGAAUGGAACAUAUCAGGGUCAUUUGUACGGAACACCACGUCCAGUCGAGUGUUAUGCUGACGACGAUAUGAUGUUGAUGGGAUCAGAAGGAUUGUUGCCACCUAAUUGGGAAACAGCUUACACUGAAAAUGGAGACAAGUAUUUCAUUGAUCACAACACUGGAACAACAACAUGGGAUGAUCCAAGAGAAUUACCACCUGGAUGGGAGCAAGUUGAUGAUCAGAAUUAUGGAACAUUCUAUGUCGAAAUCGAAUCUGCAACUGCUACCCAUUUUCUUUUCACACAACAACUCUGGGGUCAGAUUUCUGAAGAAGUCUUCCCGAAGUCUUCUUCUACUGCUGCUGCUGUUUCUUCUUCUCAUUCUUGCCGUCGUUGUGAAAUCUCGUCUUCGACGUCUUCUCUUCUUCGUCUUCUUGUUGCCACCCACAAUUGGGUUAUCUUCUAA
This is a messenger RNA of Caenorhabditis remanei, 1149 nucleotides long. RefSeq lists its product as uncharacterized. The record is from RefSeq and is a predicted model, not a curated record. Lineage: Eukaryota; Metazoa; Nematoda; Chromadorea; Rhabditida; Rhabditidae. Gene Ontology annotation, molecular function: protein binding. Bases 1 to 1149 code for a protein of 382 amino acids. The transcript is spliced from 9 exons. Gene Ontology annotation, biological process: signal transduction. Gene Ontology annotation, cellular component: cytoplasm.